AGAUUAAAAAUUCAGACGUUCGUGUAAAAUGGCAAACUAAAGGCAACCAAAACCCUUGUUAACCCCCCCGUCUCCCCAUAGGCCAUAUCAAUGGAGGAAGAAGCUAACUACUGAAUACUGAUUAACAAAGGAGAGAGAAAAGGAGGGCUUAGUCACUAUGUUCGCCACCAGAAAUCUCCAUAGACAAUUUAUCAAAACCCUAACUUCUCUUCUCAAUCACAACCACCAUUCUCUUCCAAGAAAUCCGAUUCCUAUUUCAAACGCUGAAAUUCAUCAAAAUGCUUCAUCACUUCUCAACAUUUCUUCCCCUAAUUCUUCAUCUUCUUUGCGCAAUCUUGAUUUGGGGUUCUAUGGUUUCCGCCGCUGGAUGUCAACGGCGAAGGGGCGGAGUAUGAGGAGCAAAGUGGAGCGAAGGAUGCAAAGAGAAGCUGGUAAAACUCAAAGACAGAUUCGUCAAGCUAAGAAGAUUAAGCUUAAGCUUAUGACUGAGGAAGAACGCCUUAUUUACAGUCUUCGAAGGGCUAAGAAGAAAGUUGCAUUGCUUCUGCAAAAGCUCAAGAAAUACGAGUUGCCUGAGUUGCCUCCACCUAGGCAUGAUCCUGAGCUGCUGACAUCCGAGCAGCUCCAGGCUUUUAAGAAGAUUGGCUUUAGAAAUAAAAACUAUUGUGAGGUUGGUGUUCGUGGAGUCUUUGGAGGAGUUGUCCAGAAUAUGCAUCUUCACUGGAAGUUCCAUGAGACAGUGCAAGUUUGUUGUGAUAACUUUCCUAAGGAAAGGAUCAAGGAGAUGGCAACAAUGCUUGCAAGGCUAAGUGGUGGGAUUGUGGUUAAUGUACACAAUGUGAAAACAAUUAUUAUGUUCCGUGGUAGAAACUACAGGCAACCAAAAAAUUUGAUACCUGUUAACACCCUUACGAAGAGGAAGGCUCUUUUCAAGGCAAGAUUUGAGCAAGCACUUGAAUCUCAGAAACUCAAUAUUAAGAAAACUGAACAGCAGCUUCGGAAAAAGGGAAUAAGCCCAGAUGAUCCUGUUGCCAUGGCGAGCAUCCAGAGGGUUGCAUCAACAUUCUUUAACGCGAUUGAUAAGAAGGAAGGGAGCCCUUAUGUCUUCCGUGAGGCUGGAGAAUCUGUGAAGGAGCCUCAGAAAACCUCAGAACAACAUGAUCCUGCUGAGGAUAGUGAUCAAGAAGAGCUUGACAAAUUCAUAGCGGAGAUUGAGGAUGCUGUUGAUAAGGAAUGGGCCGAGGAGGAGGCUGCAGAAAGGGAAGAGUUUGGAAAAAUUAGAUACCGCAACAAGGAAGACUAUGGUGGAAGAUUCGUAAAUAAUUUCUCUGAUAAUGGAAAUAGAGGUCGAGGUAGGGAUACACAUCGAAGGCAAAGAAUGGAAGACAGUGAAGAUGAAGAUUAUGUUUCUGCACCUAUUGAUGAGGAUAACGCGAGCGAUGAUGAAAGGCACACUUCUGAUUCUGAUGAUGAUAAAGUUAAACGCCCACCAUCCAGAGUUGAAAGAUCGAGAGGAUCACAUGGAAACCAAAGCUUCAAGAAAACCGAUAACAGAGUUAAAGAAAAGUUGUUUGAAGAGGAAUCUGAGUCAGAAAAUAUGUUUGAGGAAAUAGAUGACGUAAUGUGUGAAUCUGAUAACGAUAAUGAAGGAGGACAUAUACCAAGGACUGCCAGAAAUGAAUAUGGAUCAGAUAGGCGGGGAGAGAGGAGCAAUAGGGUAAAUGAUGAUACAGGUUAUCCUGAAAAUGAGAGUGAUGAUUCUGAUGAUGGUGACAGAAAUUCCAGGUUUAGAGAUAGAACCAGAAAUGAGGACAAAAGAGGCAGGGCUGAUACUAUGGGCAGAAAAUGGGGGAAAGAAAGUUGUGAUAUUGAUGAAGAAUUUAUUGAUUCUGAAAUCACCAUGUAUGAGACAGAUGAUGAAGAGCUGGAAUCCAGUGCUCUGAGAGGAGCCGAUGAGGACUACAGUGGGCUGCCACAUCAUCGUGCAAAGGAGGAGGAUAGCAAAAUUCCUAGGGAAAUUCAAGGGCCUCGAAAACAGAACGAUGGUGAAAUCUUGGACAGUGAUUGAGCCCAGUAAAUUUGAUAGCAUGAAUCACAGCAAUCCUGGAGAAAAUUUGCAAUACAAUUCGAGAAAGCAUGCAACUUUCUAAACAACUCAACUGUCUCAUGCACUGAAGAUGGAAGUAGUGCGAGUGAAAAGUCACAUUCUUGGCAUGAUCACGAAGUACAAGUUACAACAUUUAUUCAAGAACCGGGUUACCUUACAAAUGGACUUCUUUUCAUGUUAGUGUCAGGUAAGUUUUUGGACGUAAACUUGAUUAUAAGAUCAAUUUUACAUGUACCAUUAGUGACUGUGGGAGGAAAUUCACACUGCGCCCUCUUUUUUUCUUUGUAGUUGACCUUCUGUUCAUAAUUUUGCUUGAAGGUUAAUUUAAGGUAAUGGUGAUGUUUUAUUUGCCACA
Molecule: messenger RNA, 2462 nt
Organism: Spinacia oleracea (spinach)
Lineage: Eukaryota; Viridiplantae; Streptophyta; Magnoliopsida; Caryophyllales; Amaranthaceae
Product: CRM-domain containing factor CFM9, mitochondrial
Exons: 3
Coding region: 158-2068 (636 amino acids)
Molecular function (GO): RNA binding
Source: RefSeq, a predicted model, not a curated record